UCCUACUUCACCACACUCUAUAUAUAUUCCUUAAAUUUGUACCUACACUCUCACAGUCGGUCACGCGACUCACGCCCCACUGCACCACCAAAAUGGCCACCACCACCACAUCUGCUGCCACGUCGUACUUCUUCGGGACCCGAAUCCUUAACCCCAAACCAAGCUCCGGAAGGUUCCAAGCCCUGUUCGGAUUCGGCACUAAAAAGAAACCACCACCUCCGAAAAAAGCUGCGCCAAAAUUUCCCGACUCGGGCCGCCUAGUGUGGUUACCGGGCGCUCAGCCGCCGGAGUGGCUCGACGGGACCAUGGUGGGGGACCGUGGGUUCGACCCGUUCGGGUUCGGGAAGCCUGCGGAGUACUUGCAGUUCGAUCUCGACUCGCUGGACCAGAACCUGGCGAAGAACGAUGCUGGUGACGUGAUCGGGAUCAGGUUCGAGAGCUCGGAGGUGAAGCCGACGCCGUUUCAGCCUUACACGGAGGUGUUUGGGUUGCAGAGGUUUAGGGAGUGCGAGCUGAUUCAUGGGCGGUGGGCGAUGCUGGGCACACUUGGCGCAGUUGCUGUCGAGGCACUCACCGGUGUUGCAUGGCAGGACGCUGGAAAGGUAGAGCUGGUGGAAGGAUCAUCGUACCUAGGCCUCCCGCUUCCAUUCUCCUUGACGACGUUGAUAUGGAUUGAGGUGAUAGUGAUCGGCUACAUUGAAAUCCAAAGGAAUGCAGAACUGGACCCAGAGAAAAGGCUGUACCCUGGUGGCAACUUCUUCGAUCCCCUCGGCUUGGCAACCGACCCGGAUGAGAAGGCCAGGCUUCAGCUGGCGGAGAUCAAGCAUGCCCGCCUAGCUAUGCUCGCUUUCCUCAUCUUUGCAAUCCAAGCAGCUGUCACUGGAAAAGGCCCAAUCAGUUUUCUGGCUACCUUUAACAAGUGACGACCCUCCACUACUUUACAAACCAUCCCUGCAAUCUUCUCUCUCGAUCUCCCAAGUUAAUUCCUCAUCUCUAGCUUGUAUUUCUCUUGGAUACCCAUUUGGAUCUGUUACAUAUUACUUAAUUAGUAUGUUCUUGUAACUUGUAAGAUACUGGGCAAUGGGCAUUCACCCUCUUUUGCCCUAUGCUUCGUACUCUAUAUCCAUAUUUAGAUCCCUACAAUCCCUUUUAAGCAAUUAAAGUGUAGAAAAUUGUAUGAAA
Messenger RNA from Alnus glutinosa, 1182 nucleotides. RefSeq names its product chlorophyll a-b binding protein CP29.3, chloroplastic. The transcript has 2 exons. NCBI's taxonomy places the organism in Eukaryota, Viridiplantae, Streptophyta, Magnoliopsida, Fagales, Betulaceae. Bases 93 to 923 code for a protein of 276 amino acids. The record is from RefSeq and is a predicted model, not a curated record. Gene Ontology annotation, cellular component: plastoglobule; chloroplast thylakoid membrane; chloroplast envelope. Gene Ontology annotation, biological process: photosynthesis, light harvesting in photosystem I; response to light stimulus.